Messenger RNA from Pomacea canaliculata, 682 nucleotides. RefSeq names its product complement C1q-like protein 4. Gene Ontology annotation, molecular function: protein binding. The transcript has a single exon. Bases 1 to 423 code for a protein of 140 amino acids. The record is from RefSeq and is a predicted model, not a curated record. NCBI's taxonomy places the organism in Eukaryota, Metazoa, Mollusca, Gastropoda, Architaenioglossa, Ampullariidae.
AUGUACAUUGCAGACAGUUUAAAGCGGACAGUCGCCUUUCAUGCGGUGAGUGUUGACCAUAUACACGCCAGAGGACACAGUCCACUCGUCCUGCCUGUUGCCCAGACCAACGAGGCCAAUGCCUACGACGUCAGCACCGGCUUCUUCACAGCCCCCGUCAGCGGUCUGUACAUCUUCCGCACCAACUUCAUGUGCGCCGACCUCACGACCUACGUCCACGCUGACAUCUACGUCAACGGGGUGUACGUUGCGGGCUCCAUGUCCGACUGCAGACGUGGCUACCUGGAUAGUGUCAGCACUGAAGUCAUCGCUCGGGUCCAGACCGGCCAGAAGGUCAACCUGGGCAACCCUGACGACUCUACUUCUGCCUACUACGGUCAUAAGUACACGACAUUUUCGGGUUUCCUUCUUCAAGCUGACUGAAACCGCUCGAUGGAAAUAUACCAAGUAUAGUUCGCCUAAGCAUGUUUGAAAAAGUAUUCUUAAAGUGUUUGAUUCUAAAACUAAAUUGCUGGUUGUAUCUUGUAUAUUUGUCGAACAACCGCAAAAAAUAAUUUUUAUUUAGAACAGGAUGCUUAUAUAAUCUUCUGUUUAAAUAGUAUGAUUUUUUUAAACUGAUGAGUAAUCUUGCUUUAAAGAUUGCAAUAAAGAUACACAUUUGCAUGAAUUCGUAGUCAGAGAA